UCCACCCGUAGCUUUGUCCCACGUUUUCCUUAUAAAAACUUAGUUUGUUUCUUGUUUAGAUUGCCACCCAGGAGCAGACAAGAUCUAGAUUUUACUGUAAAUUCUAUUUGGUUUUGCAGGCACAAUGACAAGUGCAGCCUUGCUCCACCUGAUUUGUGGAGUUUUGGCUGUUUUGAGCGUUUCUUUGGUGAAUGCAGAUGACCCAUAUAGGUAUCUCACAUGGACUGCCACUUAUGGAACCCUUUCUCCUCUUGGCGUUCCCCAACAGGUGAUUCUUAUCAAUGGUCAAUUCCCUGGACCUCAAUUGGAUGUGCAGACCAAUGAUAACAUCGUUAUCAACCUUGUUAACAAUCUGGAUCAACCUUUCCUCUUGACAUGGAAUGGUAUUAAACAGAGGAAGGACUCCUGGCAAGAUGGAGUUUUGGGAACCAAUUGCCCCAUCCCUCCAAAUUCAAACUUCACCUAUCAUUUUCAAACCAAGGAUCAGAUUGGAACCUAUAUGUAUUUUCCUUCAACUCUUAUGCACAGAGUUGCUGGAGGAUACGGAGCACUCAAUGUCCAUCAGAGACCGAGGAUUCCAAUCCCUUAUCCUAUCCCUGAUGGAAAUUUCACUUUACUUAUUGGAGAUUGGUUCAAGACUAGCCAUCAGACAUUGCAACAAACUUUGGACUCAGGGAAUUCUCUUCCAUUUCCUGAUGGAGUUCUUAUAAAUGGCCAAGCGCAAAACACCUUCACUGGUGAUCAAGGAAAAACCUAUAUGUUCAAGAUCUCAAAUGUGGGCAUAUCGACUUCAUUCAACUUCAGGAUUCAGGGUCACACAAUGAAGCUGGUUGAGGUCGAAGGAUCUCACACACUUCAGAACAUAUAUGAUUCACUUGAUGUGCAUGUUGGUCAAUCUCUAUCUGUCUUGGUAACCUUAAAUCAGCCUCCCAAGGAUUACUACAUCGUUGCAUCCACAAGGUUUGCUGAGCAGGUUCUCACAGCUACUGCAGUAUUACAUUAUUCUAAUUCGCAAGCCCCAGCUGCAGGGCCGUUGCCUGCUGCUCCUUCAUACCAAUUUGAUGGGUCUCUGCAGCAAGCCAGAAAUAUCAGGUGGAACCUGACAGCAAACGCUGCCAGGCCAAACCCUCAGGGCUCAUUCCAUUACGGAAAUAUAACAGUAACAAAGACAAUCGUUCUGGCCAACUCAGCAUCUUUAAUAAACGGAAAGCUGCGAUAUGCGGUUAAUGGUGUCUCCUAUGUGAACUCUGAUACCCCUCUGAAGCUCGCUGAUUAUUUUAACAUCUCAGGAGUUUUCAGUGAGAAUUCAAUCCAAAGUGUACCAUCUGCUGGUCCCCCAACUGUAGCUACCUCUGUUUUGCAAACCAAUCUCCAUGACUUUGCUGAGAUUGUCUUUCAAAACAAUGAAAAUACCAUGCAGUCCUGGCAUCUUGAUGGUUAUGAUUUUUGGGUUGUCGGCUAUGGUUCUGGACAAUGGACAGAAGACCAGAGAAAAACCUACAAUCUCGUUGACGCUCCCACUAGGCACACAACUCAGGUCUAUCCACAAUCUUGGACUGCUAUAUAUGUGUCCUUAGAUAAUCAAGGUAUGUGGAACCUGAGGUCUGCGAUAUGGGAGAGGCAAUAUCUUGGACAACAAUUUUAUCUCAAAGUUUUUAGUCCAGUCCACAGCCUCGCCAAUGAAUAUGACCCUCCCUCUAAUCUUCUACUUUGUGGGCAAGCUGUGGGGCAGAUGCAACCAUCAACUUAAUGCAAUACUUGUUUGCUUUCAUCAGCCAUGAAGGUAUGACUGAAAGAACAAGCAAGAGCUUAGCAAGGGAGGAAAAGAUGCGAAUUCGGGGAUCCCAAUUCUUUAUUUUUUACAUCUCAAAAACAUUUGAGUGGAUUUUCAUUGGCAUGAUUACCUGCUAGCUUAAUAUAUUUGUACCUGUUUAUCAUUAAGUUAAAAUGUUUUAUCUAUGAGAAUGGCUAUAGAAUUCACAUUUUUCUUCCGGUUUCUUGCUUUGAAAGGUUCUUGGAGUUGUAUCUUUGAUAUAUUAAUGAAGUCAUUACUAUUUUUCGAA
Mangifera indica (mango) is the source of this 2063-nucleotide messenger RNA. RefSeq names its product L-ascorbate oxidase homolog. Lineage: Eukaryota; Viridiplantae; Streptophyta; Magnoliopsida; Sapindales; Anacardiaceae. The transcript is spliced from 9 exons. Bases 125 to 1750 code for a protein of 541 amino acids. The record is from RefSeq and is a predicted model, not a curated record. Gene Ontology annotation, molecular function: copper ion binding; oxidoreductase activity.